AUGUGCGUCAUGUGCCAGCACCCUCGCGCUAUUUCACGCUUGGUGCCAAUUGGUGGCGAAGAGAUCUGCGAGUACUGCGUAGCUGGCAACACGGAUCCUACCCAGCAGAAGAAGUGGUGUAUUCUCAGAAUGCAUGAAGAGCACCGCAUACAGUUCAUCAACGAUGAGACUGGUGACGAGUUUGACUGGAAUUGCGAGCCUCAUCGGACCGACAGGGAGCCAGACGCGCCUGCUACUCGAAAGUCAGGCCCACGAGCUCGUGAGACUGCACAGCGUGGGCUUGAAGAGCUGCGUGACCUGUUCCUACGAGAUGCGCCACCUGAGCUGCCAUUCCCACCUGGACCUAUGUCUCGGCAACUCCUCGAGACACAAGAAGCGGUUCACCCUGCGUACUGGAAGCUUAUCCAGAAGUGGCUUGCCGCUAUGUAG
This is a messenger RNA of Fulvia fulva, 429 nucleotides long. RefSeq lists its product as uncharacterized. Lineage: Eukaryota; Fungi; Ascomycota; Dothideomycetes; Mycosphaerellales; Mycosphaerellaceae. The transcript has a single exon. The record is from RefSeq and is a predicted model, not a curated record. The coding region runs from base 1 to 429 and encodes 142 amino acids.